AUGGAAUAUGAGGGGUGUGCAUCGGAAGUAAUAAACCAUUCAGCUGUUGAAGAAACCGCCAUGUUGGGAGGGAUUUUGGUUCAGGAGGAGGACCCCCUUUUUGCCGUGGUUUCUCGUCUUGCUGCUGGUGAGACGUUCGCACGUGAAAAUUUGUGUCAGCGAUGGUACCGCGGUAUUACAAAAUUGAAAUGGGCAGAGGAAUUGCAGCGGUCAGGUAUUCUUCUCGUGCAAAAGAACGCCGCGGGUGGAAGCAACCCUGAGGGCAACAAGGAACAAAAGAAGGAUGAAAAUGAUGAUGCAGAUGGGGAAAAUGUAGAACAGGGAGAGGAGGAGUACAUCAAUGCAGAUGAAUGCGUCGCUCGGUUGAGGCGUGAGUUCAACUUUCAACGUGUGCUGAAUGUCGUCAUUUAUGGUGAAGAUGAUGAGCGCGCGGAGAUUUUAAAGGAAGAACAUGAUAACAUUUCUCAAAUUGUCAUGAUGAUGGAGGAGUGUAUGGAUCGCCAGUCAUUGAUUGAAGAGGCUCAGUCACGAGCUGCGCUUGUUCUUGAAGUAAUGAAACCCCGUAUUACCAGUCGCUACAGUUACGCAUGGGGAGUGAAAACGUACUCCACUUUUAAACCCGUGAAAGCAGAAAUGGAUCGCCUUCGUCCCGCUGACCGACACAAACCCGCAUAUAUGCGUAGCAAACAACCGACCUGUCGUGUGCCUUUUGAACACGCUCAUUAUUUACCCAAUGGUGAGCAAAAAAUGGUAAGGGUCAGCGAACUUAAUUUCGAAAAGGGGAAUUAA
Trypanosoma brucei brucei TREU927 is the source of this 789-nucleotide messenger RNA. RefSeq lists its product as hypothetical. The record is from RefSeq and is a predicted model, not a curated record. The transcript has a single exon. Lineage: Eukaryota; Euglenozoa; Kinetoplastea; Trypanosomatida; Trypanosomatidae. Bases 1 to 789 code for a protein of 262 amino acids.